AUGGCUGAUGUAGCCAAAGGUGGGAGUGGUCCCGAAACGAACCCUCGCGGUAUACCCGUUGCGCCCUUCAUAGACCGGGUUGAGGACUAUGUCACCGACCGCGCAGAUGUGGAGAAGACUAUCAACAACUUCAAAGAGAUGAUCUCAAAGUACCAAUUCAUGCAGCAAAACACCCAACGGCGAGCCGCAGGUCUCAAGGACAAGAUCCCCGACAUCCAAAAGACACUCGAGACAGUGCGCUUCCUGAAGUCGCGGAAAGACGACGCAAAGCCUCUCGAGACCACCUUCGAACUCAACGACACACUCUACGCCAAAGCUGAAGUUCCCCCUACCGACGAAGUCUACCUGUGGCUCGGCGCCAACGUUAUGCUCUCAUACUCCAUACCCGAAGCCGAAGAGCUGUUGCAAUCGAAACUGUCGACCGCGAAACAGAGUCUGGGCACUUGUGAGGAGGACUUGGACUUUCUACGUGAACAGAUCACAACACUCGAGGUCGCCUUCGCGCGGGUUUACAAUUGGGAUGUUGCACAACGGAGGAAAGAGAGGGAGGGAGGCGAGUCGACAGAAGAGAAGAAGGGUGCAUCGUCGAAAGAGUGA
Molecule: messenger RNA, 597 nt
Organism: Alternaria ethzedia
Lineage: Eukaryota; Fungi; Ascomycota; Dothideomycetes; Pleosporales; Pleosporaceae
Gene: PRF1
Product: peptide chain release factor 1
Exons: 6
Coding region: 1-597 (198 amino acids)
Biological process (GO): protein folding; microtubule-based process; tubulin complex assembly
Cellular component (GO): cytoplasm; prefoldin complex
Molecular function (GO): tubulin binding
Source: RefSeq, a predicted model, not a curated record